Messenger RNA from Vitrella brassicaformis, 5506 nucleotides. Lineage: Eukaryota; Vitrellaceae. The record is from the annotation of a GenBank genome assembly.
UAUGUGCGAUAUCCUUAGCUGCUCGUUCAGCCUAUCAGAUAUCCGAACCAUCAUCUGAUAGAGCGAACAGUUUGAUGAAGGUUCCGGCAGUCAGGUGUCCGGCCCUUCAGGUCGUUGCCUUUCCCCCCGUACACAGACCACUAGGUCACACACGUCCUUUACCUCUCCCCCUUGACACACAAAGCCAAAAACACAUUUCUGAACGUCCGCUGCAUCUGGCCCCCAGCACGCAGGCCACCACGUCACACGCGUCUUUCUCUCUUCCAUACCCCCCUUAACACACACGACCCAUCGAAGGCACACUUUGAAAGACAAGAGAACAAACUGCCGAUCAAUUCCCGAUUGCCUCCUGGACGGCAAUGGACGAUUCAAGCACCUCCUCGCGCCACAGCGCCAUAGCUACCCAGAAGAAGACGAUCAAGACUCCAAACACUGACACCAGCGAUGCGCAGAAGAAAAAACUCCUCAUCUGCAUACCCACACAAAGACAAAUACAUACAUACAGCACCAACACAUGCCCAUCGCUGCCGCAAACACACAUGUGCGGCCGGAUACGUGCCCAGGUCCUCUCUGCUCUUGUCGUACCCUCUCCAGUCCUUUGCGCUUUUCUUCGUCCUUCUCGUGGCGAAGACGAAUGUACGUAUACAAAAGCCCUAUAUGAGACACACACAACAACGGACGGACACACGCAUGCGUCGGUAUGUCUGAUGUCACUGCUAUGUGUUGGCAGCGAACCAGGGAUGUCACAGCAGCAGGCCGCAAGGGGCAGAAUGCAGCGAGCGCAGCCGCGCGACCAGCCAUACAAGCACUUCAGACUGCAGGCAAACCACACUCAAAGACAAGCGAAUCGACAUUUGUGCCUCAGUGUAGGGGUUGUGUACAUACAUGCGACCGCCGUCAACGCCAGGGGGGAGAACGCACAGCUCUCUCCUAAAUUGGCCACUGCGUGAGGCGCGGAGGAUGGGGCCAACGAUGCCGAGGAAGAAGACGGCACCGACGGUGAUGUAGAUGAUGCCGACAAUGCACAAGGCCCUCUAAAACCACACCCCAAGGCCCAAGACGUACAUAUCGACGGCAAAACACUCACUUACCCAUCCACUUACCUCGUACGGCCCUGAGACGUAGGGCAGGUAGAGGAGGCCGAUGAAGGGCACCGUCACCAGGAACGCAAUCAUGUAUGCCCAGGCGACGCAGACAAAGAUUCGAUGGGGCACCGAGUCGCCCUGUAGUGCUUUCUUCUGCCCGCAACAAUGCACAGCAGAAGAAGAGAUCUCCACGGCUGUCUGGUUCUUACAAUCGCAAUUUGUAGGCGGUAAGCUCGGAGAAGCAAAGAGAUCUGGAGACCCUCUCAGAGCCAAAAUGAAAGAGACAUACGUGUAUUGUCAGUGCCUGUUGCACCUCGAAAACCCAGGAACGUGACAGUCCAGGGCUGGAGAAGAACUCCGCAAAGAACUCGAGCAUCACCUUUUCCUGAUCGACGGCACAGACGGACAGAGAAAAAAGUCAGCUCUUUGUCUGUCUCGAGAGGUGAGGCACCUGAUCGCCAUGGAAUUCCUUAAGCGCGCCGUCUACAUCGUGCACCCAUUAAGAAUGGGGAAGCAUGAUUCCACACUAAUUUUUCCACGCAUACUUACUGAGGCUGUUGACCAGCUCGGACGCAAACCAGAUGCUGAUGGUGAGCGCACUAACCGACAGAGACACAGAGCAUGCAUUCAUGAAGCUGAGCUGCUCGUCUCGUUUCGCGUGCGUACAUGUCGAAGGCAGCCGAGCGGAAGGGCGACUCGUCGUCGAAGGGCACAUACAGCAGCGGCAGCACCGACGUGACUGUAGUGAAUAUGACGGUCACCUUCACACCCGUCGGCCAACGGUACCGGUUAGAGGAUUCUGUUGCCCGCUUCUUGGCUUCAUCCACACGCAGUCUCCACACCAAGCAGAUCAGCAAUACGAGGGGAAGCGUAACCGUACCAUCCCGCUGCUGAACUUCUCGUGCCAGGCCUUCUUGAGCUGUAGGCUGCUGCACUGUGUCUCCUCCUCUCUGGUCCUUGGAGCCGUCGGCGUCCCUGUCCUGGGCUCCCGCCGUAUCGGCUUGCGCCUUCUCCUUUUCUUCCUUUUCCUUCUUGUCUCUGGCCAGCCUCUCCUCGACUGCAAGUUAAAUGUGUGUGAGACAAGGACGGAGCAUAGCUACUUGAUAUGUGACAUAUCUGUUUCAAUGUGGUAUUCUCGCUUAGCGUUGAUCGUCACCAGAAAUUCCAGGAGUCCGACUGAUCCGAGAAUACGCAACAGGUCCAGGACAGCCUCUUUCGGUCGUGAGUCUUCCUCCAUCUGUUGCUGCGCCGUCUUUGUUGUUUUGUCCGCCCUUUUCUUGGCCCCUCCUGCUUGCUUGUCCCCCUGCCCCUUUUUGUCUUUUUGUCUAUUUCGCCCGGUCAGCUUCGCAUCCUCUCCCGGCAUUCCGCUUAUGUGUCCUGCUGCUGUUUUGGUUGCUGGCUCUUCCUUGAUGUCGUCUUUGUCUUCAUCUUGUUGGUGAACACGAAUGUCGCUCAGUCCAACGCCGCAAGACUCGUCUUCACGGCGUUCAACGUCUUCACGGUCUCCAAUUUGCUCCCCUUCUGGCGCUCCGCUUCCGCCUGCUUCGGCAGGUGGGGCCUUGGAUUGCUCUUGGCUGUCUUUCUUUUCCGGUCGUGUAUCUUUCAUGCACUGCGACGAGCAGCGAAAGUAGUUCUUCAGGGGAAGCCAAAUCGCAAGGGAUUGAAUGGCCAAUGCCGCGCCGAAGAAAAUUGAGUGAUAUCCGACACCCGCCGAACCAAAAGCCCUGCAUUCAUCGACGUAAUCACACUCUGCAUUGUGUGCAUUGGGCGGUGCGAGUAUCUUACGUGAGCCCAAAGAGGAGACCGAAUUGCGAGAGUUCCAUGAAGGUGAGCCAAGCCUUCUUUCUAUUCUCGCCAAUCCAGGCACGGCAGCCGGCAAGCAUGCGUCUGCAUGAAAGCUUCCCCUCGUCCUCCUCAAGGAGAUCCUCAAUGAUGCCGCUGGCCAGGGCGUGGACAAAGAAGACGGCAAAGAGACCCAAUGUGUGCCACACGUCACCCUCAUCCACAACGAGAAUGGCCCAUAUGUCCUGCAGGGUGUGAUGUAAUGCGAUUGACCGCACUGCAGGGUGUGAUGUCACUUUCCUCUUUCUCACCUCUGCCAACGUCAAAGCACUGAUGAACAGCCCGAUGUUAAAUUCUGCGUUGCACCACUCCAUGUGCAAACCAGGCAGAACGACAGCGGCCAAAAAGACGAAGAGGAGCAUGGCGCCGACGAUGCAGAGGAUCACAAUCGACAGGAUCAUGUCAAAGUCGAAGCCGCACUUAGGGCAGAUCAGCUGGAACCAAGUGGGCUUGGGCUCUGGCGGGGGCGGGGGCGGCUCCUGGUCGGCUUCGUAGCUGUCAAGGAUAAAAGUCUCGUUCUCGAUUGAGCCCAUGGCAUUGGGCAUGUUAAGGAUAGUGACUACCAAUACGAUGGAACAGAAAACACUCUCACUCAUCGACGCAGUCGACACCUGAGAUUAUUCACCUGAGAUGUUGGCAGUGAUGUUGAUCAUUACGGUGGCUUCGCGGUAUCUCCACGGAUUAUGGUCGUCAUCUUUGGUGAACCGAUAAGAAAUAUUUCUUCUCAGCUUGGAAAAUCCAUUGAUCUCAGGGAACGCUGAGAGAUCUAUUAUAUCCCAGGCAAAGUUGACGAGGUGGACACGGCCGGAAAUCUUGGAAAGCACGCUGUACACCAAUAAGAAACACGUAUAGGGAAAAAAAGAAGGACCUUCACUUACAAUGUGUCAGCGUAAUUGGACCCGUCCUCGAGCACUGAGACACAAAAAAAGCACGACAUCCAGCAAUUGAAUCAACUGAAUCAGUCUGCGCACCCACCAUCAUCACCACCUCCACUGACGAAGGUAUCACCGCCCCCACCUCCAUAGAGGACAUUGGCCUCUGAGUUCCCCAUCAGAACGUCCCCACCUGUUGUCGAGCCCGUCAGCGCGUCGAUCAAUGUGUCUUCGGGGAGGGUCAUAACUUUUGGAUACUGCGACUGUGAGCAGCUGAUCUCAUUAGCCGACUCGAGAGAGACUGUGCAGUUUGCGGCCGCAUCAAAGGGGUCGGAAUCGUUCACCUUCUCAAUCGCCACUUGAUUGGUGUUUAUGAGGGAUGAAAGAUCCUGCCCAAUCCAAAAGUUCCGCGGCAGGAGCUGAGUAGGUUUGAUAUGGCGCAUCUCGAUUGUGUGCUCUUGGUCCAGGGCGAUCUCUGUGAUGGGAAUGUCGCCAUCGGCUUUCUCGGUCAUGAGAGACAUGAUUGAGCUGGGUGUGUUGACGUCUGGAAAUGCCCUAAGGUCCAAGAUGUCAGGAUAGAAUCCCCUCCACCCGUAGCGUUCAGUUGAGUUCAGCCAUAGGUCGGGGCUGAAUUCGCUAAUUUCGAGGUGGCUGGUCGUGCCCGGCGUGCGUAAGAAGACAAAGGUGUCACGCGAUACAGAACCAUAUCGCCGUUCUUCGUCAUUGCCUCCAAACAGGUGGUGUCUUCCGCCGGCUGCUUGUAUGUAAUCCGGGUCUGUGCCUCCUUUGAUAAUGCAGCUGACGCAGUCAGAGUGGAAGGACCUCAAGUCGUUGUAGCCCGUUCCUCGAUAGCCACUUGCCUUGAGUACCGUCAAAGCUCCUAGGCCUUCGAUCCAGAUGUUUGGGAGGUAUGUGUGAAUGACAUCCGCAUAGUCCGUGCCGAUCACUUUUGCGAUGGUGCUGUUUGCGUGGACGAUAAUGCGCUUCCCAUUCUUAGCGGAUGAACAGUCCAGCACCAAGACUUGUCCGGGCGGUGGGGACCAGUCCGUAGGGACUGCCGUAGUAGAGACAGCAGCUGUAGUGGACACGUCAUUUGUGGUGGGCUCCUCUGUCGACGAACUACUGCUACUGCUGGACCCUGAAGAGCAAAUAUAAGAAAAGCCAAUGAGACAUGCGCAAGCUUUAUUGCGUGUGCAGCACACUCACCAUCGUCUGACGUAGUCGGCUCUUCUGUUGUUGUGACCGAAGGUGCGCCAGUGGGCGAUGAAUCUUCAUAUUGUAGCUCACAGCCUUCCGUGCCGUCGUCCCCGAGCACUAAGUCAGAGAUGUCCUCAAGUUCCAGUGUCCUAUCAAUGAUCAUCAUCACUAGCUCGGAUGCUGAGAGGCAAUUGAGAGACGGAUCAUGCCAGAGGAUUCCGUUGCACAUGAAUGUGUCACGUACGCAGAGAUCCAAAUCUGAAUCUGAACUUUGCCCGAGCGAGCUCGUUCGGUAGCACGUCCUUGAUGCAAAGCCAGUCGGCAUUAUCGAGCUGCAUCGUGGUGUCUGUGAGAUUAUCCGUAAGAAGGGGCUCAACAGCAGACCACUGGAAGAGUGCAUAGAAGGCCCCGACGUCGAUGAAGUCUCCGGAAGCGGGCAUCAUGUCAUAUAUUGUGUUAAAUGACCCGUUCACGCUGCGGGCUGGUAUAAACUUAUCUGUCUCACUAUCG